Molecule: messenger RNA, 1098 nt
Organism: Penicillium odoratum
Lineage: Eukaryota; Fungi; Ascomycota; Eurotiomycetes; Eurotiales; Aspergillaceae
Product: CCDC174 family protein
Exons: 1
Coding region: 1-1098 (365 amino acids)
Cellular component (GO): nucleus
Source: RefSeq, a predicted model, not a curated record
AUGGCCUCCGAUCAAUCCUCUCUAUACGGACAACGCCGUACCAAAUCCACCAAAGGACCCGAUAUCUCCAACUCAUCCAACCUGGCCUUCACUUCCCAACUAUCUUCUCUCAUCGCCCAAGAGUCCAGCACAACCCGCGGUCGAGCCCGCCCAUCCAAGACCCCCAAAACCGAUCUCUUCGCCAAAUCCAACAAGGGAGCCGAGAAGCGCGUAGCUUCCGACCUCAAAGAUGACGGCUACACCCAACAAGUCCACAAGAGCAGCAAGGACAUCGGCACAGUCGAUGAAGCCACACUCGGUCGAUCCAAGCGUAAGAUGGAAGCGAAGGUGCGCCUAUACAACGACAUGAAGAAGGGAUCACACCUUGCAGCCGAAAGCAGUGAUGAGGAAGAUGGUCUCACCCACAAAAAGGCACGAGCGGAAGAUUACUAUUCUCGACUACGGCGCAAAGAGAAAGAAGGUCUGGUAGACUUCGAUCGCAAAUGGAUAGACGAAGAACGCAACCGUGAUGGAUCCCCGGUAGAUACCUCAGAUGACGAUUCAGACGACGACAAUGCGUCACAGAUAUCCUAUGAAGAUGAAUUUGGGCGCACGCGUCGCGGCACGAGGAAAGAAGCUGCCCUUGCAGCGCGCACGAAGGAGCAAGAGGCAAUUCAGGGCCGUGAGACUCGGGAGCGCUGGCAACCUGCGAGACCGGAUAAUUUGAUCUACGGAGUCACGGUCCAAGCGGAGGCAUUUAAUCCCGAGGAGAAAAUAGCGGCGCAGAUGGCCCAGCUUGCUGCGCGGAGAGAUCGGUCGGCCACGCCACCGGAAGAGGUGCACUAUAAUGCCGAUGCGGAAGUGCGCAAUCGGGGUACUGGGUUUUAUUCAUUCUCAGGGGAUCAGAAAGAGCGGCAGAGGCAGAUGGAAAAUUUGUUGAUGGCACGGGAGGAAACUGAGCAGCAGCGACAAGCUAGAGUGCAUAGAAGGGCAGAGUGGGAGGAGAGGACUAAUCACCGGAAGAGGGAGCUAGCCAAGUUACGAGAGAAGAGGAUGACGGAGCGGCUUUUGAAGGGUCUUUCGAAUGAUGGGCUCAUAUCCAACCAACCUACGGCAUGA